Molecule: messenger RNA, 798 nt
Organism: Hibiscus syriacus
Lineage: Eukaryota; Viridiplantae; Streptophyta; Magnoliopsida; Malvales; Malvaceae
Product: lysine-rich arabinogalactan protein 18-like
Exons: 2
Coding region: 64-702 (212 amino acids)
Cellular component (GO): plasma membrane
Source: RefSeq, a predicted model, not a curated record
GCUACCACAUCCACCCCGCCUAAAACGAUUAAAAAUCACUUUUUUAUUUUGAGGGGGAAUAAUAUGGAUCGUAGAAGCGCGUUUGCGGUUGCUUUGAUCUGCAUUGUAGUGGCUGGUGUCGGUGGUCAGUCUCCGACCGCCGCUCCCACUAAAGCACCACCACCAGCGACUACGCCUUCUGCUGCUGCACCCGCUACGGCUCCUGUUAGUAAAUCUAAGUCACCGGCUCCAACCGCGGCUCCAACUGCUUCUCCACCAACUUCUUCACCACCAAUUGCUGCACCCCCGAAGCCUACAGCGGUUCCAGCUCCCUCAAAAUCUACUCCGGCUUCUUCCCCUCGAGCUGUUGCUCCUGCGAGUUCUCCUCCAGCCAAAUCGCCUCCCGCUGCUGUACCGACAACCCCUCCAGAGAGCUCAGCCUCUCCUCCGAAUUCUGUUGCAGCUCCAACUGCUGCCGAUGUUCCUGCACCGGCUCCAAGCAAGAGCAAGAAGAAGCCAAAGAAACACGGUGCUCCCGCUCCUUCACCUGAUUUGCUCGGACCUCCGGCUCCACCAACCGGUGCCCCAGGACCUAGCCUCGAUGCGUCCUCUCCCGGCCCUUCUGUCGCCGCAGAUGAGAGUGGAGCGGAGAGAAUAAAGAGCUUGCAGAAGAUAAUUGGAGGAUUGGCAUUAGGAUGGGCAGCUAUUGGGUUGAUCUUCUAGAGAAGCGAUAGCUGGAUUCAGUUUUAUUUAUUAUAAUUUUUUUAAAAAAAUCACUGUGUAAUACAUUUGAUAUUAUGGUAUAUUUAUUUUACUCCA